CAGAAGGUCCUUGGACUGCGGAGCAGCUACCAGAAAGCGGCGGAAGUCGUCGACUUGAUCGCUCGUGUGAUGGCAGAGGAGGACGAGGAGACGGCCAAGGGAAUCUGCCAGGUGCUGAUACGCCUCGGCGAGAGCUUCACCCACCAGCUAUUCGCUCACGACGAGAUCGGGCGGCCUUUCGUUGAGUUUGCACUUGCGUGCAUGUCCCACGAGAGUCGAGAGGUGUCGAUGGUGACGCUCAACUUCUGGUUCGACCUGGAGGAGUACCUGGUCUCGUCACCCGAUGGCAAGCCCAAGAGAGAGGCCUACACGCCCGUGUUCCGACACCUGCUCCCGCUGCUGGUCCAAGCAUCCCGCUUUCCCGAAGACUUUGACGACCUGCCCAAGGACCUGCGAGACGAGUUCAUCGAGUUCCGAAACGAAGUCAAGGACACGCUGCUCUAUAAGGAGCUGGCCGCGAUGCAGACGCCGGGUCUGGGCGAAGCUGAACUGAAGGCCACGCACCGAAACAUCGAGGCUCUGCUGUUUGGAAUGGUCAGCAUUGCGGAGGGCAUAGACGCCUCGGAAGACACGUUUCUGCCUCAGAUCAUUGGGCAGCUCCUCUUUGUUCUGCCCACCACGCCCCUGGUCGCUGCUACGGCCAUCCGCCUCAUUGGCGAGCUUGCCGGUUGGUUCAAAAAGCAUCCGACCUGCCUCGAACCUGCCAUUCGCUACCUGCUGAGCACCACCGUCUCGCCGCUGCUUCGCUUCUCUGCCCUCACGUCGCUGAAGCAGUUGACUGAAAAGUGCGGCAAGCACCUGCACCAAGUCCUCGAGCCGAUGCUGGCCACAUACGAGAGUCUCUCCGAUAGCUUCAGCGCUCGGGAGCGCGGCGCGAUGAUUGAGUCGCUCACGCACAUCAUCGCGACGAUACCGCACCAGCCAGCGCUCCAAGCCCUACAGCGGAUCGUCCCGCCGGUCAUCCAAAAGAUAACCGCCAUUCUCGCCAUUCAGCCAGACGACCAUCCGCUAAUGCCGGUUCUUAAGGCCGUGUGGCCCGUGCUCGACUUCUGCUUCAAAAACUGCUCGGGCGACUCGGGCAUCAUCAAGGCCAAUUGCCAGAUACUGCGGCACUCGCUGCUGUCGAUGAAGGCCUACUUCCUGCCGCUCCUGCCCAUGCUCACGGCCCUCCUGACCGGCAGCUUCGAGCGGCACCACAACCCGCAGCUCGUAUCCCUGCUCGCCGUCACCGCCAACAUAUUCAAUGCCACCUCCCAUGCGCAGGCGCUGGAGUGGUUGAGCGGAGCGAUCACCGCCAUCUCGACCAGUUUCUUCACCAUCAUGUCGCAGGGAGCGAACCAGGUCGACCCGGACCUGGUCGAUGCCUACUACAAAGAUCUGCUGCUGCAGUUCUGGCGGUUCAAUCCGCAGGUGGUCCCGCUCAACCUGCUCGACACCGUGUACCAGUCGGCCGUCGCCUCGCUCCUCGUCUUCAAGGAGCGACGCGUCCUGCAGGCGGUCCAUUCGCUGCUUCAGGCCGUGACGAGCGAAGACCGGAACGAGCACGCGGCGGCCGUGAGGGACGCCCUGCUGCAGAAGCACGGCAAGACCCUCCUCCACACUUUAUUCACGGGUCUCGCCGGCCCGCUGUCGCGAUCUGAGUUCGCGCCCGUGGCGCGCCUGCUGAGCGCGUUGGUCAACGUGCGGCCCACUUGGUACCGCGAGUGGGCGACGGAGCUGUUCGCGGUGCCCUCGUUUCCGUCGGCCGUCAUCUCGCCGGAUAAGAAGAAGAAGUUCAUCACCGACGCCAUGAGCAUCAAGAACAGGGAGCGAUUCGAGCGGGUAGUGUCAGAGUUUGCGCUCCAGUGUCGCGGCCUCACAGAAGUCGGAGGCACCUUCUAG
Molecule: messenger RNA, 1881 nt
Organism: Acanthamoeba castellanii str. Neff
Lineage: Eukaryota; Discosea; Longamoebia; Acanthamoebidae
Product: importin 13, putative
Exons: 17
Biological process (GO): protein import into nucleus
Cellular component (GO): nuclear membrane; cytoplasm
Source: RefSeq, a predicted model, not a curated record